AUGACUAUGGACAACAUCGACCUGUCCAGUGGGUGGCCCAACCCCGCGCUGCUCCCCGCCAACCUACUCCGCACCUCCGCCACGGCCGCCCUCACCAACCCCUCCGUCAAGGACACAGCCCUACACUACGGGGCCGACGAGGGCUAUGAAUCUCUACGAGCGCACAUAGCCGCGUGGCUGAGUACCUUCUAUCAGCCUUGCGCACCGGUCACCCCCUCCCGGAUCUGCAUCACCGGCGGCGCGAGUCAGAACCUCGCCUGCGUCCUCCAAGUGUUCACAGACCCCAUUUACACCCGCAAUGUAUGGAUGGUGGCACCGACCUAUUUCCUGGCCGCGCGUAUCAUGGACGACGCCGGCUUCGCCGGCCGCCUGAGAGGGAUCCCGGAAGAUGACGAAGGCAUCGAUCUGGACUUCUUGGAAAAGGGUCUUCAGGCCGCGGAGGCAGCAGCCCAACACGAGGGCAAUACCCACCCGCUGAAACCCGCCAGGCCCUGGCGUAAGAUCUACAAGCAUGUCAUCUAUGCAGUGCCGACGUUCGCCAAUCCAUCCGGUCAGAUCAUGUCGCUGCGGCGGAGGGAGGGUCUGGUUCGGAUUGCCCGGCGAUACGAUGCGCUCAUCCUCACGGACGAUGUGUAUGAUUUCCUACAGUGGUCGCCGGAGCCAGAUGGGCCGUUUGCCGAUCGUGCGUGCGUCCCGCGCAUCGUCGAUGUCGAUCGGUACCUGGAUGGUGGCCCGAUCGAUGAAUGGGGACAUGCAAUGAGCAACGGUAGCUUCAGCAAGCUCAUCGGCCCGGGAGUCCGAACCGGCUGGGCCGAGGCGUCGGAUAAGCUGGCUUACGGAUUAUCCCAGACUGGCUCUUCACGAUCAGGAGGUGCGCCUUCACAUCUGACCGCCGCCAUCAUCGACCAGCUCUUCCCGGACGCAAUCGCUGACCAUCUACGGAACGAUCUAAUCCCCAGCUACGCGAGCCAGUACCACACCCUGGUCGCUGCCAUCGACCAGUACCUCGUCCCGCUCGGCGUCACGGUCUCCCGGCUCGGAACCGUCUCGGGAGGCUACUUUAUCUGGAUUAAGCUCCCAGCAGGAGUCCACGCCACUCAAGUGGCUGAGCAGGCGCAAGAGGCGAAGGUCCGAGUAGCCUCCGGAGUCGUGUUCCAGGUGCCUAACGACCCGAGCGACACACCGGCUGUAUUUGACGAUCACCUGCGCCUCUGCUUCGCUUGGGAAGCCUCGCGGCAGUUGACGGAAGGCGUGCGUAGACUAGCGCGCGUUUUGGAGCGUAUGAGUACCGGUACUAUUACUUGUACGCAAUAG
This is a messenger RNA of Penicillium olsonii, 1314 nucleotides long. Lineage: Eukaryota; Fungi; Ascomycota; Eurotiomycetes; Eurotiales; Aspergillaceae. The record is from the annotation of a GenBank genome assembly.